AUGGGAUCUCUUAAGGAAUGUCUGUGGUGUUUGGAGGAUUCUGUAUCGUUGUUGGCCGAUUGCAACAGAACAUUAUCGCGAAACAACGAUGACCACCGGUUCAUUACACAGAAACUGCUACAGUGUGACAGGGAACACAUGCUUGCUACUGAGUUUGACAUGGAAAGGGCAACCAAGGAUCUGAAUGAGGAUGUCCAGCCAUUGAUGCGGCUGAAGGACAUGCUUGUGCAGAGGUCUCUGCCCCGUUUAAAAGACGAUUUACACGAGUUGGAGAAAGUUAAGCGGGAAAACGAAGUCACGCUCUUGGAGAUGGAAUCGUCCGCUGUGUAUCAGAAUGAAUCAACGCUCACCUCUGGGGAUGUAAACACUAAUCCGGGAGACGUCGUUGUGGGGCCAAUAUCACAAGAACGACUCCAGCAAUUGAAGAAUUUGAAUCUCGAGAUUGAACAGAAACGACAGCAAUUGGCUGCUCUACAAGAGGCACAGGAAAGCGUGUAA
Molecule: messenger RNA, 498 nt
Organism: Huiozyma naganishii CBS 8797
Lineage: Eukaryota; Fungi; Ascomycota; Saccharomycetes; Saccharomycetales; Saccharomycetaceae
Gene: SPC19
Product: Spc19p
Exons: 1
Coding region: 1-498 (165 amino acids)
Biological process (GO): attachment of spindle microtubules to kinetochore
Cellular component (GO): DASH complex; spindle microtubule
Source: RefSeq, a predicted model, not a curated record